Messenger RNA from Kwoniella shivajii, 3279 nucleotides. RefSeq lists its product as uncharacterized. The transcript is spliced from 6 exons. Gene Ontology annotation, biological process: regulation of DNA-templated transcription. Gene Ontology annotation, cellular component: nucleus. NCBI's taxonomy places the organism in Eukaryota, Fungi, Basidiomycota, Tremellomycetes, Tremellales, Cryptococcaceae. The coding region runs from base 1 to 3279 and encodes 1092 amino acids. The record is from RefSeq and is a predicted model, not a curated record. Gene Ontology annotation, molecular function: zinc ion binding; DNA-binding transcription factor activity, RNA polymerase II-specific; transcription cis-regulatory region binding.
AUGAUACCGACAUCUCAUCAGCACACCGCUGAAAGGCAUCGUAAGGGAACGUUCAGACCGUCAAUUCCAAUACAUUCGCCUUCGAUGAGUUCUGUCCAAUCGCCAAUUACUAUAUCUGCUUAUCCGCAAUAUGCAUACAAUGGAGAACCACUACAGUAUAGUCACUCCCCGUCACCUCAAACUCAUUAUCAGGCUUCAUCUUACCUUCAUCCACAUCCUUAUUCCUAUCCUCAUCCUCAUGUCCAUACCCAAUCCCCCUCCCAUAGUCUACCCCAGAGAUUACCUAGAAAAUCAUCCGAUCAAACUCAAGAUCAAACGGCAUCGAUGUUUCCGAAUUCGCACUCUGCACAAUCAAAUAGAGCGACUACUUUCCCUCCAAAGCAUCAUCCAGCCACAGGUAGUCCUCAGCGCGUGUACCAUGCUACUCGAUCAAGUAAUUCCUAUGCCGAUGACCACUCACCUCCUCCAGAUGCCUAUGACAAUCAACUUGGACCCCAAUCCCAUCAUAUUCCAAAUAGAAAGAAAAGAUCGAGAGAUCUAUCUGGAACAAAAUCAGCCAUUCCAGAUCAUCCUCAAAACAUAACUUCAUCUUCAACUACAACUACAACCACACAUUCGCUCUCCAACACGAGUCCACCUCUGAUAUCACUCACACCUACGAAAGGCACUUUCUGGAAAUCAGAACAAUCAUCCACAACUGUGAAUGAGAUCCCAGCUUUCAUUGAUCAAUCGGCCGGGUCAAUUCCUUCAGUAUUGACCAGGGAGAAAAAACCAAAAGCUUGUUCAGGUUGUAGGAAAGCGAAACUGAAAUGUAUAGUUGAACAAGGUAACUCGGAUUGUAUAAGAUGUCAAGCUAGGAAAGAGCGAUGUCUUUUUUUUCCUAGAAGUAAUGACGAAGAAUCUCAGCUCAAAUUACAUCAUGACUUAUACGAAGCGACUCGACACUUAAAUCAAUUAUCAAAAGCGGUACAUCACAUCUUACAUCAUCUGGUCGAGAAGAAUAUCAUUCCACCUUUUGUUUCGGAUGAUCAUCCAGGAGGACUGGAGAAGUAUGAUCAUCCCAAGCAAGUCUCUUCCUUGGAUGAAGGUCAAAAUUUCAUGGUGACGAGGGAACACACCCCAAGUAAAAAAAAACGUAGAAAAGCUAUCAAAAGAGAGGAUGCUGAUGACGAUGAGCUCGACCAAUCGUAUGAAGAGCCAAGUAAAGCUCACCGACUCAAGGGCAAUCGUGGAAAGUCAUCCUCGACUUCAAUAGUCGACUUGAAUCUACCCUCAUCAUCAGACUUAGAUAUUGAAGUACUGCAGAGAUCUAAUAGUAUUUCUGAGCGACCCCGAAUACUCACUCGACCACCUUCCACAAUAGUUUCCUCUCCCGUCGUAUCGUCCCCCAAUCUACCACCUGAUAUACCACCGAAUAGACCAUCAUCGAAAACCCCACCCUUGCGUAAAUCCCCGAUUGCAGGCUGGCAGAACGUACAGCCUUCCAUAGGUCAAGUUCUGUCCUCGAAUGAAGAAGGAUGGAAUAUCGGUCAACCACCGUCAAUCUAUGAAGUGAACACAAGAACAAAUGCACCAAGAAAUCGAUUUUCAUGUCCACCAGAUCUCAACAGUGGCAUCAAGCACGACAGGAUAGUUAGCUCGCCUCGAUUUACACUCGUGCCUUCUGUCCCAAACAUGUACAUUGAGAAACAUGUAAGCUAUUCUCAAACAUCGACUGCGGCUAUCCAAUCAAAACAAUCGGUUUCACAUAUGACAGAGGAUCUUACACCCAUGGUCACACCUGAGCAGAAAAAAGAUGACCCAAAAGUGGUCAUAGGGUCUCAAGAUCCAAGAAAAGAUAUAGUAAAAAAAGACUUAAUACCUCGAAGUGAUGCUUUGUCCCUUGUCAAAUACUUUCAUCAUAAUAUAUCCACAUUCAUCUACGGACAUCCAUUACAGUUUUACCAAUUCCCUUACAUCGCAGGACCUCAAUAUAUCACACCAUUACUACUUGCCGUGCUGUGUUUGAUCUCAUCAGAAAGGACAUUGCGAUAUCAUCACCAUCAUUCUCUACUGGCAGAAGAGGUGUCUUCUUUAUUGAAGACUUCACCUGCGGAAAGUUGGCAAACUUUCAUAGGUCAUUAUACACCUGAUUUUGGCGAUCCAGAUGGGGAUGAUCCAUUAGAGCCUGAGUUCGGUUUAGGUCCAGAAGAGAUUGUAGCCGCUUGUAUAUUGGCUACUUACAUGACGGAAAGGGAACAGGCUGCUCUCAUUGCCAGAUCAGCUUUCCGAUGGGCAAGAGGUUGGAUCAAGUUGUUGCAAACUUCACCCGGACCGCGAAAUACUAUUGCGGCAUUGGCAGGAAUCAUUCCCCCUGAAAGACCUGCUGGAAGUGAUGAUAUGGCUAGGAUAUGGUUAUUGUGCUAUAUUGUGGACAGCACUGAGCGACUUCAAAUUUCGCUUGACGCCCCACCCCAUCGAGAUGCCGAAUCAUUUUGCCGAGUAUUGAUACCAUCAAAUGGGUCUGAUCAUAUCUCAACAGAACGUGAACAUACGAGACAGGAUUUCCUCCUUACGUUCCAUGCUAGACUGAUGAUCAUCUUGAAUCAAUGGAGAGAUCAGUUAAAAUCACUCGUCAGCGCUUCACAGCCACCCACCGAACUUGUUCGAGGACUAAAACAAUUAGCAAGAAACGUCAAUCAGAAUCUGAUUUUAUGGAAAACCAAGUUGGAUUCUACUUCUUCUCCUACACAGAUUCAACAUGAAGAUGGGGAAGAGCAAUGGAAGAAACAUGUCUUGAUCACCUACUAUUUCGUUAGAAUGUCAGUGAAUUCAACAUUGUCAAAAUACCUACCUCCACCUCCAUCUCUAUCAGAUCCUUCCAACAACAACGAAGAUCAUCGGUCAAUCUCCGGGUCACAUGCCAGAUCCAGUAGAAACGGGGUUUAUGAGACUAUAUACGAUGAUCAUAAAUUGAGGGAAACAAGUAAGAAUAUCGUAAUCAAAUCAGCAAUGAGCUUCAUGACUAUCUGUAAAUCAUGGGAAAAACCUGAAUCGUUGAUUAACCUAAGUCCAACUUAUCUAUAUUUCGUUACUUUGAUGGGAAGUGAAUUGGUUGAAAGUAUAAAAGAGGAUAUAGACAGAGGAAAAGAAAGUUCUUUACGUGUUGAUGAUGUGAUACUACUACUCAAGUCAGUAGGGGAGAUGCUAUUACUUGGAGAAUUGGAUCAGCAACACGUCAGUAGAACAACAGCUAAAACAUUGUUUUCGUAUUGCGAGAGACUACAGAAAUUGCGGUGA